CACGGUGGGCGGGGCCGGCCCUCGGUCCGGGCAGCGCUCUCCCGGGUGCGGCGGCACGCGCGGAGCGCCGGGUGCGGCCAUGCGGGGCCCGGGCCCGACCCCGAGCCCGAGCCCGAGCCCGAGCCGGAGCCCGAGCGAGACCCCGAGCCCGAGCCCGAGCGCGACCCCCGGCGCGGCGCGGCUACCCCGGCGGAGGCGGCGGGCGCGGGGCGCGCUCUGAGGCCCGGGGGAUGCGCCGCCGCCUCGACCAUGGGCGCCGCCGCCUCCAGGAGGAGGGCGCUGAGGAGCGAGGCCAUGUCCUCGGUGGCGGCCAAAGUGCGGGCAGCUCGAGCAUUUGGAGAGUACCUGUCCCAGAGUCACCCUGAGAGCCGCAACGGCGCAGAUCACCUGCUGGCUGAUGCCUACUCUGGCCACGACGGGUCCCCCGAGAUGCAGCCAGCCCCCCAGAACAAGCGCCGCCUGUCCCUCGUCUCCAACGGCUGCUACGAGGGCAGCCUCUCAGAGGAGCCCGGCAUUAGGAAGCCCGCAGGCGAAGGCCCCCAGCCCCGAGUGUACACCAUCUCCGGGGAGCCUGCCCUGCUGCCCAGCCCUGAGGCGGAGGCCAUUGAGCUGGCCGUGGUGAAGGGGCGGCGGCAGCGGCACACUCACCACCACAGCCAGCCCCUGCGAGCCAGCCCUGGCGGCAGCCGGGAGGACGUCAGCAGGCCUUGCCAGAGCUGGGCGGGCAGCCGCCAGGGCUCCAAGGAAUGUCCCGGAUGUGCCCAGCUGGCUCCUGGCCCCACCCCUCGGGCCUUUGGGCUGGACCAGCCGCCUCUGCCUGAGGCCCCCGGCCGCCGCAAGAAGCUGGAGAGGAUGUACAGUGUUGACCGCGUGUCUGACGACACCCCCAUUCGUACCUGGUUCCCCAAGGAAAAUCUUUUCAGCUUCCAGACGGCAACCACAACUAUGCAAGCCAUCUCGGUGUUCAGGGGCUACGCGGAGAGGAAGCGCCGGAAACGGGAGAAUGAUUCCGCGUCUGUAAUCCAGAGGAACUUCCGCAAACACUUGCGCAUGGUCGGCAGCAGGAGGGUGAAGGCCCAGAGUAAGAUCCCGCGGGGCGGGGGUGGGGGGCGGCAAUGUGCUUGGCCGGUUGGGGCUUUGCGUGCUGCCAGCUGCGCUGAGAACGUCCCCAGGAGGUGUGGGGGGGAGAUCAAGGAGAGGAGGUGGGGGGGAAGUCCAAGGAGAAGAGGUGUGGUGGGGGGAAGACCAAGGACACCACCCACAUGUGCGUGUGUGUGCGUGUGUGUGAGACAGAGAGCGGGGGGCGGGGGAUGGUGGAGGAAUGAACAGCAGGUGCUUGACCACAGCUUCUUACAGGGAGGCCCUGGACACCUCUAUCUGCUCAAGAACAAGGUGGCCACCUUUGCCAAAGUGGAGAAGGAAGAGGACAUGAUCCACUUCUGGAAGCGGCUGAGCCGCCUGAUGAGUAAAGUGAACCCAGAGCCGAACGUCAUCCACAUCAUGGGCUGCUACAUUCUGGGGAACCCCAACGGGGAGAAGCUGUUCCAGAACCUCAGGACCCUCAUGACUCCUUACAGGGUCACCUUCGAGUCCCCCCUGGAGCUCUCAGCCCAAGGGAAGCAGAUGAUCGAGACGUACUUUGACUUCCGCUUGUAUCGCCUGUGGAAGAGCCGCCAGCACUCGAAGCUGCUGGACUUUGAUGAUGUCCUGUGAGGGACAGGCCUCUGCCCAGCCACCUUCAGGCCGCUCCCUCUGCACGGGGACCUGGGGCUGGGCCACCUCUUGCUCCCCGGGACUGUUCGGCUCUGGUCUUGCCUGGAGCCACUUCAGGGCACCUCAGACGUUGCUCAGGUUCCCCCCUGGGGCCCGGUCCUCGCGCACCCAUGGCCACAGAGGCCGCAGUCCCUGGGGGCCGGGAGGAUCCCGCCCCGUGGCCAGUGGAUGCCCAGUGGCCAGGCACCGACCGGCCAUGCCUCGCCUGGAGGCUCGGCUUUGGGAAUCCCCUCCAUGGGGUUCAUAGAAAUAAGUGCAAUUUCUACACCCCCGAAACAAUUCAAAGGGAAGCAGCAUUUCUUGUUAACUAGUUAAGCACUAUGCUGCUCGUGACAGAGCAGGCCCCGCAGCCCGGCAGCCCGUGUGUGUUCAGGACCCUCUCUGCACCCCAUCCCUGCCGUAUUCAUCACCAGCACCAGGGUGGCCCGUCUGUGUGGGGCCGGCGUUGCCGGGCUGCUGAGCCCGGCUCUGUCUACACCGGCUGAGUCUCCAAUUGUCUGUGCUCUCACUCCCCCUCCUCCCGCCACGCCCAUCCCCGCUUACUCAGACCUCACCGCGUCUGGGCAGCAGGAGGGAAUGGUGCACCAUCCCCGAGGAGGCGCCGAGUUGUGCCCGCUCCCAUCCCCCUCCCGAGCCCACCCAGCACUCAUUGCUGCUGUUGAGUUCAGCUUUUACCAGCCUCAAACUGGAGGCUUCAUCCCAGCACAGAGGCCUGGGGCUUGGCAGGGGCCCGGCUGGGGCAGGCCCAGGUUUUGAGAACCUUCCAGCACUGCAGUGGGCCCCUGGACCCGGCUGAGUGGCUGGUGGACUUAGGGGCUCCCGACUCGGCAGGGAAGCUCCCAGCUUUGUCCAGGGCCGGCAGGAUGGGCUCUCAUGUAUAUAGCUGGGGCCAGGGGGCAGGCCCCCCUUGUGCAGAACCAGGGGUCUGAGGGCACCUGGCUGCGUUCCGGCUGAGGGAGGGCUGGGGCAGGGGCCGGGCUCCGAACCAUGUACGAUACCCCUCAUAGUGACCAUUAAACCUGAUCCUCCACCGUG
Messenger RNA from Sapajus apella (tufted capuchin), 2808 nucleotides. RefSeq names its product NMDA receptor synaptonuclear signaling and neuronal migration factor (gene NSMF). Gene Ontology annotation, cellular component: cytoplasm; nucleus. The transcript has 11 exons. The record is from RefSeq and is a predicted model, not a curated record. NCBI's taxonomy places the organism in Eukaryota, Metazoa, Chordata, Mammalia, Primates, Cebidae. Gene Ontology annotation, biological process: positive regulation of neuron migration; regulation of neuronal synaptic plasticity. Bases 250 to 1713 code for a protein of 487 amino acids.